AAUUUAUUGUAUUGAUCGUUUGUUUUCGGUUUUCCAGUGGUGCUGAUAAAAAAUGGCUUCUGGACGGGAAUACAUCACAUAUGCUCGCAACCUCUGUAACAACGGAUGCUACAGCAAGGCUUACGAUCUUUACUUAGCAGCUUUUAACAAAAGUCCCCACCUGAAGAUUGCUUUCGAGCCAGAAUUUAGGGCUACACUGUUCAAAGUAAAUGAAUUGCUGGCCGUCAGUAAUAACGUUGAAGAUAUAUUCGGUAACUUUAGCAGAGCGAUCACCGCCUUUCCCGGCAGUAUACACUUGUUGAAUGAAAUCGGUAAGUAUAUUUUUAAAUAUAGAUUCUACGAAGAGGCAUGGACACAGUUUCAGAAGGCAUUAGAAAUUGACCCGGGAUUCGUUGAUGCUGAAAAAAAUUUGAAUUCCCUCAAGAAUUUGAUGGUGGAAAGAUGGCACUUCAGAAUGCUGAAUGAUAAACGACGAAAUGACUGCUAUCGAGUAGCAAUACACGACACAAUUGUACCAUUAAAAGAAAGUAUUUUAGACCUUGGCACGGGAACUGGCCUCCUGUCUAUGUAUGCCACCGAAAAGAACCCAAUGGCCAUAACAGCUUGCGAUAGCUCCAAGGUUAUGACAGCACUGACAGAUACUAUUUUAGAGGAAAAUAAGCUGCUGUUGGCUGUUGUAGUCGUCAACAAACUCUCUACAACUAUGAACUACAAAGAUAUAGGGGGGAAAAGGUCAUUACUAAUAACUGAGGUAUUUGAUGCAGGCCUGUUUGGUGAACACAUUUUGCAGUCACUAUCACAUGCAUGGGAGAAUUUGCUGUCAAAAAAUGCAAAAGUUAUACCUGCAAAAGCUGAGUUUUUUGUGAUGGGUGUGAAUUCUGAUUUGCUUAAUGCGAAAUAUCAUUUACACUCUGCAGCUAAAUCACUGUUAAAUAUCGGUGACUGCAAUGUGCACAUACUCAAUGAUGAGCCUUACGACUGCGAAGAUGUUGACUUCUACAAGGACAUAAAGUAUGUAACAGAAUCCAAGUCUGUGGUCUCAGUAGACUUCAAUAACCUUAAUGAUAUACGAGACAAACUGCAACACGCUGAACCCAUAAAUGUAGAGUUGAGAGCUCUAGAAAAUGGCAGAGUAGAUCUUAUUGUUGGUUGGUUUAACUUGUAUCUCUCAGACUAUGUAACUAUCACAACGGACCCAAGAUCUCAAUAUAGAGCUAGGGCAUGGCAACAGGCGAUAUUCUUUGAUUGUAUUCCUAGAAGUAUUAAAGAGAACCAAAAUGUUGACUUACAUUUUCUGCUAAAUGAAGGUAAAGUUACCAUGCUGACAGAUGCAACUUACGACAUAACAAUAAUUUCUCCGGAAACUUUAAAAUUCUUAAAUGAUACUGAGUACACUAAGGCAAUAGUGAAUUGUAUCGGAGUGGUUUGUGUGUACCUCGGUCAGAUGGCAGAAAUGUCCGAAAUGAACAUUCUCGAUCUGUCUCCAUUCCCGAUUUUCGGCUUUCUUAUGCUAAAGAGAGGCGUGCGGAACCUUAAGUGCUAUGCUAAAACUGAGGAAGAUAAAGAAUUCCUCGAUAUGGUAUUCAAAGCCAAUCACUUAGAUACAACCAAUGUUACAUACUUGAUAGGAGAUAAUUGGUCCAGGCAUGGUUUUCACAAUGAUAAAUAUCACGUUAUCUUCUCUAACAUGUUAGACAUUAGUGGCGAUAUUGAUAUUCGUAUGAAGGAUAUAGGGUUGGCUUUGAGGAACAGUCACCUGGCACCCGGUGGCCUGUUCAUGCCGUCUAGUGUCACAUUAAUGGGUCAGAUUAUUUACUGUCACUGGUUAGACGUUAACAACAGGGUCUGUGAUGCAAACAUAGGUGACUAUAGAGUAGGAAGACACAUCAAUAAGUAUCAGGUGUCCCAAAACUUUUGCCUUGACUAUGCUCACCUGGAAUAUACUGCAUUUACUGAUUCGGUACCUUUAGGUGACUGCUUCAAUCUCUCUACUGACGUUAUUAACCUACCGAUAAUUGACGACGGUUACGCAAACGCUAUAUUAUGCUGGUACAGCAUCGAACUGAUGGAAAGCGUAGGCCAAAUAUCCACAAAGAGGUCAGGCAGUUUUAUAGACGGCAUGGCGUUUUUGGCCUCUCCGGUCAUACAGAUGGUUCAUGGGGACAUUGCCAAUAUUUUACAGUGUGUAGACUCCGAUGGUUCAUUUAAAUUAGUCAUUGAUGUGGAAGAUAAUUGAAAAU
Aricia agestis (brown argus) is the source of this 2240-nucleotide messenger RNA. RefSeq names its product protein arginine N-methyltransferase 9-like. The coding region runs from base 53 to 2236 and encodes 727 amino acids. The transcript is spliced from 2 exons. Gene Ontology annotation, molecular function: protein-arginine omega-N monomethyltransferase activity; protein binding. The record is from RefSeq and is a predicted model, not a curated record. NCBI's taxonomy places the organism in Eukaryota, Metazoa, Arthropoda, Insecta, Lepidoptera, Lycaenidae. Gene Ontology annotation, biological process: peptidyl-arginine methylation.